AUGAUUUCGCGAGCGAUGGCCAGUACGAGUACUCCUCCUACGACGACUCACGAGGUUGAUGAGAGUGUUUGGCAAGGUGUCCGCAUUGUUGCAGGAGUUUGGCUAGCGAGUUGCUGCAUCGUGUUAUACGCGCGCAAGAGGCUCAGCCCUGUCGUCGCUGUGGUCUUGAAUACCAUCGCGACCCUGGUCUGGGCAGUGUUCUUCAUUCUAUCUCUGAUCGGCGCAGCACGAAGGAGAGCUGCUCUCGGCUUCAUCUGGGUCAUUGUCAUUCUCGCGACGUGCUUAGGCAAGCUCAUCUACACUUCUGUCAUUUUGCAUCGGUUCCGCAGAAGUCGGAGCGCUACGCGCGCGUGGUGCUUACACGCCGGCCACGCAGAGGCAGGGCUCGACACGAACAACCUGGCAGGCGCUCCGCCGAAUCCGUUCCGCGACCAGUCCCGCGACCCUUCUCCAGCUCCACCGCAGCAGUCCGGGUCCGGCGCAGCGGCCAACUAUGUACUACACGGCGCCUUCAUACAAAAUGCAGAAUCAAAGCAAUAA
Messenger RNA from Fulvia fulva, 540 nucleotides. RefSeq lists its product as uncharacterized. NCBI's taxonomy places the organism in Eukaryota, Fungi, Ascomycota, Dothideomycetes, Mycosphaerellales, Mycosphaerellaceae. The transcript is spliced from 5 exons. The record is from RefSeq and is a predicted model, not a curated record. The coding region runs from base 1 to 540 and encodes 179 amino acids.